This is a messenger RNA of Anolis sagrei ordinatus, 3985 nucleotides long. The record is from RefSeq and is a predicted model, not a curated record. Lineage: Eukaryota; Metazoa; Chordata; Lepidosauria; Squamata; Anolidae.
UGUCCCUUGACCAGUCUCUUUCCCCUUGGGGUGCCUCUGGUGUGGCUGCAAGAAGGUCCUCCCUGGUGCAUCAUGUGGCAGAUGGGCUCAGGGUGCAUUGCAGCAGGUGGCCUCUGGUUGGCUCUUCUCCACACUCGCAUGUCGGGGACCCCACCAUUGAUUCCCAUGGCUGGUCUCUAGAUAUGUGCUUGAGGCCCCAGUGUCGGCCUUUCUUGGUACUUCCGUGUUCAGUGUGACCCAUGAAGGGGAAGGGGGAAAUCUUGGAGGUAGAGAAGGUCUCUGGCUUCCAUCCUUGAUCUUUCUCUUCUUUCUUCACCAGGGAAGUGAGGACUCUUUGGAGCGACCUCUUGGAUGCAGUAAGGAAACCAAUAACACAGGGAGAAGAAACCCUCUCGAGGCGAUGAUCUUGCUGAAUUCUUGACUUCACUUACAGAUAACAAAGGAAUAAAGAAGUCAAGUCUCAGUAUUGGAAUUAAACACCUGUAUCAUUCUUGACAUGGAGGAGAAAGCGUCUAAAUGCCUGGAGUGUGGAAAGAGCUUCACUUGGAGGAAUAAUCUCCAGCGACAUGUAAAGACUCACACUGGGGAGAAACCCUAUAAAUGCCUGGAGUGCGGACAGAGCUUCAUUCAGAGUUCAAGUCUACGUAGGCAUCAAAGGACUCACACUGGAGAGAAACCCUAUACAUGCCUGGAGUGUGGACAGAGCUUUGCUCAGAUUUCAGGUCUACGUGCACAUGAAAGGACACACAUUGGGGAGAAACCCUAUAAAUGCCUGGAGUGUGGACAGAGCUUUGCUUGUCGUUCACAUCUACAUUCACAUGAAAGGACUCACACUGGGGAGAAACCCUAUAAAUGCCUGGAAUGUGGACAGAGCUUCACUGAGAGUGGCCAUCUACAUAGACAUCAAAAGACUCACACUGGCGAGAAACCUUAUAAAUGUCUGGAAUGUGGUCAGAGCUUCACUCAGAGUUCAAAUCUACGUAAACAUCAAAGGAUUCACACUGGGGAGAAACCCUAUACAUGCCUGGAGUGUGGACAGAGCUUCAUUCAGAGUUCACAUCUACGUUCACAUGAAAGGACUCACACUGGGGAGAAACCCUAUAAAUGCCUGGAAUGUGGUCAAACCUUCACUCAUAGUUCGAAUUUACGUACACAUCAAAGGAUUCACACUGGGGAGAAACCCUAUUCCUGCCUGGAGUGUGGACAGACUUUCACUCAUAAUUCCAGUCUACAUAGACAUCAAAGGACUCACACUCGGGAGAAAUCCUAUACGUGCCUGGAGUGUGGACAGAGGUUCACUCAUAGUUCAGAUCUACGUACACAUCAAAGGAUUCACAUUGGGGAGAAACCUUAUAAAUGCCUGGAAUGUGGUCAAACCUUCAAUCAUAGUUCGAAUUUACGUACACAUCAAAGGAUUCACACUGGGGAGAAACCCUAUUCCUGCCUGGAGUGUGGAAAGACUUUUGCUCAUAGUUCAAGUCUACGUAGGCAUCAAAGGACUCACACUGGGGAGAAACCCCAUAAAUGCCUCGAAUGUGGUCAGAGUUUUACUCAGAGUUCAAAUCUACGUACACAUCAAAGGAUUCACACUGGGGAAAAACCCUAUAAAUGCCAGGAAUGUGGACAGAGCUUUGCUCAGAUUUCAGGUCUAUGUGCACAUGAAAGGACACACACUGGGGAGAAACCUUAUAAAUGCCUGGAAUGUGGACAGAGCUUCACUCGUCAGGAAUGUGAACAAAGCUUUGCUCAGAUUUCAUGUCUACGUUCACAUGAAAGGACACACACUGGGGAGAAACCUUAUAAAUGCCUGGAAUGUGGACAGAGCUUCACUCAGAGUUCAAAUCUACGUACACAUCAAAGGAUUCACACUGGGGAGAAACCCUAUUCCUGCGUGGAAUGUGGACAGAGCUUUGCUCAUAGUUCACAUCUACAUCGACAUCAAAGGACUCACACUGUACAGAAACCCCAUAAAUGCCUCGAAUGUGGUCAGAGUUUUACUCAGAGUUUAUAUCUACGUACACAUCAAAGGAUUCACACUGGGGAAAAACCCUAUAAAUGCCAGGAAUGUGGACAGAGCUUUGCUCAGAUUUCAGGUCUACGUUCACAUGAAAGGACACAUACUGGGGAGAAACCUUAUAAAUGCCUGGAUUGUGGACAGAGCUUCACUUGGUGUUCAAAUCUACAUGCACAUCAAAGGAUUCACACUGGGGAGAAACCCUAUAAAUGCCAGGAAUGUGGACAGAGCUUCACUAAGAGUUCAAAUCUACGUACACAUCAAAGGAUUCACACUGGGGAGAAACCCUAUAAUUGCCAGGAAUGUGGACAGAGCUUUGCUCAGAUUUCAGGUCUACAUGCACAUGAAAGGACACAUACUGGGGAGAAACCUUAUAAAUGCCUGGACUGUGGACAUAGCUUUGCUGAUAGUUCACAUCUACGUAGGCAUCAAAUGACUCACACUGGGCAGAAACCCUUUAAUUGCCAGGAAUGUGGACAGAGCUUUGCUCAGAUUUCAGGUCUACGUAGACAUGAAAGGACACACACUGGGGAGAAGCCCUAUACAUGCCUGGAAUGUGGACAGAGCUUUGCUCAGAUUUCAGGUCUACGUGCACAUGAAAGGAAACACACUGGGGAGAAACCCUAUAAAUGCAUGGAAUGUGGACAGAGCUUUGCUGAUCGUUCACAUCUACGUAGGCAUCAAAUGACUCACACUGGGCAGAAACCCUAUAAUUGCCAGGAAUGUGGUCAGAGCUUCACUCAGAGUUCAAAUCUACGUACACAUCAAAGGAUUCACACUGGGGAGAAACCCUAUAAAUGCCAGGAAUGUGGUCAGAAAACUUUGCUUGUAAUUCAAGUCUACGUUCACAUGAAAGGACACACACUGGGGAGAAACCUUAUAAAUGCCAGGAAUGUGGACAAAGCUUUGCUCAUAGUUCAGGUCUACGUAAACAUGAAAGGAAACACACUGGGGAGAAACCCUAUAAAUGACUGGAAUGUGGAUAGAGCUUCAUUCAUAGUUCAGGUCUUCGUUCACAUCAAACGACUCACACUGGAGAAAAACCCUGUACAUGCAUGGAGUGUGGAAAGACCUUUGCUUAUAGUUCAGGUCUACGUUCCCAUCUUGGAGGAGAUGACAUGGGACAUCCAAUCCUGCGAUGAUUUUAUAAGCUUCAUGUGCUUUUAUGGAUUUGACCAAUUUUUAAAAAUAUUAAUGAUGUUCAAUACAGUUUUAAUAUUUGUAUAUUUUAAGUUGUAUUGUGACGCUUUUGAUUUGUGAGCCGCUUUGAGUGUCCAAAUGGAGAGAAAAAGUGGGAAAUAAAUAAAUAUAAUAACGAUAAUCCCCUGCCAUGCAGGAAAAGCACAAUCCAGGUUUUCCUGAGAGAUGGCACGUGGAAAGAGCGUCCCUGAGAGUUGACGUCUCCAUAGACAUAGAAUUCCCAUUGGAGGGAAGUGUGGUCAUUGAUCCCAGAGAGACUCUAAGGCAGAGCUUUCCAAACGUUUCAUGUUGGUGUCAUGUUUUAGACACACAUCCUUUCGUGACACUGUAAUUCAGUUUAAGUAGUCAGACUAUGUUUCUCUUUUUUCUUAAUGAAAUGCAUGUUUACGAAAAGGGGAUUCGGAAGGGCGAAAUCUCCUACUGGAAAGGCAGAUGGAGCUGGGGUUUAAGGCAGUGAUGGGCAACCAUUUAUUUAUUUAUUUAUUUAUUUGUAGUGCUUCUAUGUCAGGAUCCUGUUUCCAGGCCCUUGGUUUUGGCACUGAAAACUAGGGUCCUGACGUUUUGGCACUGAAAACUAGGGUCCCUGAUAAGCUGGCGACCUUGGAAGGAGACAGUUGGCUGUUGGUGGGAACAUUGCGCAGGGUUUUGGCUUGGCGGGAACUAUUAUUUCAAAUGUGGGUGUGUGUGUAUAUAAGGAGUCACCAGCCACUGCUGGUCAAUCUCGGCUUUCUGUAUGUUCAUGUGUCCAGUAGUAAAGUUCUUUGCUGAUAA